AAUAUUAUAGGAGGAGGAAGAAGAACCUGGCAACAUCCGUAGUAGUCACUGCGCAGACUCAAAGAUCAUGGCGGACGAAGUUGAGCAGCAACCGACUACCAACACUGUCGAGGAGCCACUUGAUCUGAUCAGACUCAGUCUAGAUGAGAGGAUCUAUGUCAAGAUGAGGAAUGACAGGGAGCUCCGCGGCCGACUGCAUGCCUAUGAUCAACACCUGAACAUGAUCCUAGGUGACGUGGAGGAGACGGUGACCACGGUAGAGAUUGAUGAGGAGACUUAUGAAGAACUCUACAAGUCGACCAAGAGGAACAUCCCCAUGUUGUUCGUCAGAGGAGACGGUGUUGUCCUCGUAGCUCCGCCUCUUAGGGUGGGCUAACCCUCACCACUUCCUGGUGCACAGGAGCGAUUGUGGCAGCUGGGAAGUUUCUAACCCUGAGGGAGAGGAAGGUGCUGUUAUGAGAGGCUGAAUAGUUCACACAUGAUCUGUCUUCUCACUGGACACUUACUUAUACAACUUACUUUUGUGGGGCUGCAAGGAUGUAAAACAUGUUUUGACUAAAGAAAAAAGAGGACUAUAGGUUUGAUCUUAGAGAGCCUGUUGUUUUAUCAUGGUUUCAAAUAACUGAGCAGCUUCAGUGUGAGAACGUUUUCACCCUGGUUCUUCAAGACAGAAAACAGAAGAUGGGAUUUAUGUGAUUCUUAAUUUUGCAUUUAUUCUUCAAGCAAAGUCAUGCAGUUCCUUCAGACCCAUGAACUGUAAAUAUUUGGGAGGUUGUUGGUUUCUGUUGGAGAGUUAAAAAAAAUUUUUUAGAUGCAUUUUUCUAAAGUUAUGUAGAAUUUUGCUCAGAAGUGUAAACCUUGUUUUCCUUUGAUUUUGUCAACUUGAAUUAAAAAGGUAGUGUGAAAAAGGC
This is a messenger RNA of Monopterus albus (swamp eel), 911 nucleotides long. RefSeq names its product LSM3 homolog, U6 small nuclear RNA and mRNA degradation associated (gene lsm3). The transcript is spliced from 4 exons. NCBI's taxonomy places the organism in Eukaryota, Metazoa, Chordata, Actinopteri, Synbranchiformes, Synbranchidae. The record is from RefSeq and is a predicted model, not a curated record. The coding region runs from base 68 to 376 and encodes 102 amino acids. Gene Ontology annotation, molecular function: RNA binding. Gene Ontology annotation, biological process: mRNA splicing, via spliceosome.